Molecule: messenger RNA, 1149 nt
Organism: Monascus purpureus
Lineage: Eukaryota; Fungi; Ascomycota; Eurotiomycetes; Eurotiales; Aspergillaceae
Source: the annotation of a GenBank genome assembly
AUCGGAUUGUAUCGUCUUCACAAUCUCUCAAUGGAAGACCGUCAUUGAAAGUAAACAGUCGUUCGUAGAAAUGGGCGACACGUCACCUUCAAACCUCUACUCACUCCCAAAUGAGAUCUUCGUCCAAAUCCUCUCCCCCUUGCCCACCAGCUCCCUUCUCAGCCUAGCACCCGUAUCUUGCCGAUUCCACGCCUUGGUCCUCCGCAUCCUGCACCACCGUCUCCGCAUUGCUGCAUCACUACAAGACUACCAGCUCAUGCUGGAAUGCUUCCAUCCCAGCUCGAAACUGACUGAGCCGAACGUCUUCUGCUCCUACCUCGGGACAGAGGGGUUGAGCGACGACGAUCGAUACGAGGAGCCGACGCAAAAACAGAAGAGGCUUGGCUCGUUGUAUUCGCGGUUUCGACCAGAGCGAACGGCGGACCAGGAAGAGGAUGAGAGACGGUCAGGGCUCAGGGCAAGAAGACUGGGUAGUACGGGUAUGCUUGUUUUCGACGGCGUUGCUGGGUUUCUUAAUAGGACUAACCAUCAUACUCGUCGAGGGGGAGAAGACGAAGGGGAAGACAGUGAUGAGAGGCUAGGUCGUGAGGAAAAAGAUUCUUCGUUGGUUGCGAAGCGGACUGUUGAUCUGGAUGGACACGAGCAUUUCUCGCAGUUAUGCGUUAUUGUGCAUCUGGUCAAGGUCAGGCCGGGGAGCAGCUUGGUCUUGAGUGCGGUGACCAUUAAAGAUGGCACUAUCAGACUGUGGAGGGAUUGGUUAAGCAAUUCAAUACAGGCGAAUACUGGUCCAGAGGGCGGUUCUAACGAUCAGAGAAUGCUCUGGGUCGACCAGGAGAAGAACGUGGGCCUUCAAAUACGCGUCAGAGAGAAGAAAUGGAAUCAGGACUUCCUCCCUAUCCUUAUUCACCGUGAGGAGGAGCCUGUCAGCUACGAGGUGGAACUAGAAGAAUUACACAUCCGGACAACUCAUCUAUUGCUGGCUGUUGAAAAGUCAGUUGAGGAACAGCAUAAUCCCUCCCAAGCAGUGAUUUUCGGGGCUUAUUAUAGAUGAUAUGAUGUAAAUAUAGAUAAAUCUACACUGCCGGGCUACUAUAUAGUUCCAAAGCCGUUAGACCUGGCCUUCCAAUUCCAUGGUCCAUCAGACGUAUG